AUGAACACACUUGGGCUCAUUCUCCUCCUCAGCAUUCUCAGCUCGCUUUCUGCGGCCUUUGCCCAAGACUGUCCGCUGAAGUUCACCCCAGUUCUCCCUCGCAACUCGGACUUCGAGAAAGCUUGUUCUGCUGAUUCGGCCACCAAGUCUCCUUGCUUCCAUCACGUCUCUGGCUCGCUUCGCUUGGCCAACGUCAGUUCAAAUUCCCUUCAGGAAAACAUUAAAGAAAUGCUUUUCGUCAAAGACGGUUUCUUGACCGACUUCACCUUCGCCUACUCUACUAAGGGUUAUUAUAUCAAUUAUUUAGACGGAGGCGUAGGGCUGCAGUACACACCCGUCGAUAGUAACAACUGUUUUGGUCCAAGCUGGAACGCCCUUGGUGCGAGGUCUGGGGCUUAUAGGUUGAGCGGAGCUGUGGCAAAUGGCGGAGAGAAGUUGUUUGACUCAAGCGCUAAUGGUUAUGGUACUGUCCAUGUUUGCGAUCGUUAUGUUGAUCUUUGGUUGGAGAAGUAUUGA
Molecule: messenger RNA, 516 nt
Organism: Ustilago hordei
Lineage: Eukaryota; Fungi; Basidiomycota; Ustilaginomycetes; Ustilaginales; Ustilaginaceae
Exons: 1
Coding region: 1-516 (171 amino acids)
Source: RefSeq, a predicted model, not a curated record